Molecule: messenger RNA, 1100 nt
Organism: Nicotiana tabacum (common tobacco)
Lineage: Eukaryota; Viridiplantae; Streptophyta; Magnoliopsida; Solanales; Solanaceae
Cellular component (GO): mitochondrial intermembrane space
Source: RefSeq, a predicted model, not a curated record
UCUUUUUAACCGCCACACGUGUCCGUAUUCUAUUGGAUAAUUCUCGUCGGUGCACAUACUCCGGUGUCACAAACCGUCUCCUUUUUCUUUUUAUAAAUAAGGCGGCUUUACAACUUGUGCAACAAGAAAGUUGAUCUGCUCGUUUCUCAUAUUCAAACAUCGUUUGAUGGUACAAUAGGUUAGCUUCAAAAACCUUCUAAGGACCCUUCUUAAUCUGAAAUUAUUCUGAUUUGCUCUGUUUGUGCUUCUAAAUGGCAUGAGAUGUGCUUUGAAGCAAAAGGUUUCAAACACCAAGAGAAACAAGAUGGUCAGAGCAUAUUCACAAGAGCAUAUUUACAGGCAUCCAUGGGAACGAGUGACUUCUGCAUCGUGGCGCAAGUUUGCUUAUCCUGAGAACAAGCGCGCCCUAUCCCACAUCCUCGAGGUUGAUACGUUGAAUCACAAGCUUGACCCCAGCUCUGGAAAGCUCUACACAAUUCGUGCCAUCACUAUACAUGCACCAGGGCCAUGGUUUAUUCGCAAGAUCAUUGGUCAAGAUAUCUGCCACUGUGUUGAAUCAACUGUUGUAGAUGCACAAUCUCGGUCAAUGCAACUCUCUACUCGAAACAUCAGUCUCGAGAACUUUAUUGAGGUGGAGGAGAAAAUAAGAUACGAUCCGCAUCCUGAGAACCCAAAGUUAUGGACUGUCUGCAAGCAGGAAACCAGUAUUAAGAUUAAGCCCUUGUCAGCACUGGCUUCUAUGGCAGAGAAAAUCGAGCAGAAAUGCGUGGAGAAGUUCCAGGCAAACAGUGCGAAAGGUAGAGAUGUUAUGGAACGGAUGUGCAAGUACUUAGAAGCUGAAUCCAGUGGCAUUUCAGUGUGACCAUGUUCUUGAAUAGCUUUAGUUAGUCUUCUUCUGUGAGUAGUAUUUAGGAUUUGCUCACUUUAGAGAUGAGAGGUGAGAUUUUUUGGUGAAACAUUUGUUGGCCAAUGAGUUUUGCAAGUUCUUGUUGGCAACACAAGGAGUUUCUUUUUUGGUUCAAUCAUUUUUUGUUCAAUCUUUUGAACCUAUUUGUAAACAGCAUUACAUAUAAUAAUAUGGCAAUCCCCAAACUCCCUGA